GAACCCGGAAGCGGCGGUGGGCUCGCCGGUUACGUCACAUCCGGUCUCCAAAGGCGCUGACAGCUAGCAUACAAGCACGGCUGAUUAUUGAUUUUUUAAAGGAAAUGCCUGUCUGAUUUUUUGUUAAUCUUUAAUCGAACCAACAGUUGUAAAGUUUUUGAUAGAUAUAACACAUUUUUGGACGUCAGGGGGAGAAUAUUUGUGCAUAAAUCGAAGCUAAAGGAGGAGCACGUUGCCUGACAGGCUCCUGCUGCUGCUGCUUUUUGUUGGAGUUUAGCCUCAGUGCGCGCGUCUCUCUCUCUCUGUCCAGUUCCUCAGGAUGCCAUGUCAUAACCAGCAAGUGAAUAAUGUCAGCAGUGGGCCAGAGCUCCCAAUGAAGCAAGUACGAUUCGCAAAUAGCACCAACAAUGUGCCCGGGAUCCUGCCUGAGAAUGACUCGAGUAAUGUCACUUUACAACCCGUUAAUAAUCAAGACAACCUCGGACCUCAACUAAAGCUGCUGCCUCUGAACGACCAGAUCCGAGAGUUACAGACGAUCAUCAGAGACAAGACCACCAGCAGAGGAGAUUUUGUGUUUAGUGCGGACAGAUUGAUUAGACUUGUUGUUGAAGAGGGUCUAAACCAGCUGCCCUAUUCGGAGUGCACGGUUACAACACCAACAGGGUAUAAGUAUGAAGGUGUGAAGUUCGAGAGGGGAAACUGCGGCGUCAGCAUCAUGAGGAGCGGUGAGGCUAUGGAGCAGGGUCUCAGGGACUGUUGUCGUUCGAUACGAAUUGGCAAAAUCCUUAUCCAAAGUGACGAGGAAACGCAGAAGGCCAAGGUCUAUUAUGCCAAGUUCCCCCCUGAUGUUUACAGGAGGAAAGUGCUGCUCAUGUAUCCCAUCCUUAGUACUGGAAACACUGUGAUUGAAGCGGUGAGAGUUUUGCUUGAACACGGCGUCCAGCCUCGACAUAUCAUCCUCCUCAGUCUCUUCUCUACACCUCAUGGAGCCAAAUCGAUCAUUCAGGAGUUCCCCGACAUCACCAUCCUCACCACGGAGGUCCACCCGGUGGCGCCGACACACUUCGGCCAGAGGUAUUUCGGAACAGAUUAAAGACGUCUGGGUCCAUCACAAACAUAAGGGACAUGAUCUUGUUUUAUUUUAUUUUUUUUGUCUUGUUUAUUUAAAUAUUCUAGAAGUGUUUCCUCUUGCUGUUUUGUCAAAUACGACUCUCUCCAAAGUAUGCAACGUCAGGCAGAAUCCAGCUGUAUUUUCAGUGUAAUCUGUGUUUAUAUAUUGUUCAGUUUAUUGACAAUGGAUCAUAUUAUUUUGCAUGUUACAACACAGAUGACUUGAUAAAGGCUUUAUAUUUGUCAGAUGACGC
Periophthalmus magnuspinnatus is the source of this 1364-nucleotide messenger RNA. RefSeq names its product uracil phosphoribosyltransferase (FUR1) homolog (S. cerevisiae) (gene uprt). The transcript is spliced from 7 exons. Lineage: Eukaryota; Metazoa; Chordata; Actinopteri; Gobiiformes; Gobiidae. The coding region runs from base 320 to 1093 and encodes 257 amino acids. The record is from RefSeq and is a predicted model, not a curated record.